Messenger RNA from Armigeres subalbatus, 511 nucleotides. RefSeq names its product histone H2A-like. The coding region runs from base 84 to 455 and encodes 123 amino acids. Gene Ontology annotation, biological process: heterochromatin formation. The transcript has a single exon. The record is from RefSeq and is a predicted model, not a curated record. NCBI's taxonomy places the organism in Eukaryota, Metazoa, Arthropoda, Insecta, Diptera, Culicidae. Gene Ontology annotation, cellular component: nucleosome; chromatin. Gene Ontology annotation, molecular function: structural constituent of chromatin; DNA binding; protein heterodimerization activity.
CGCUCGUUCGCCAUCAGUACAGUUCACGUACCCGUUGAAGUCGUUUCGUUUCGCUGUUUUAAACACAACACUACUAUCCCACAAUGUCUGGCCGUGGCAAAGGAGGCAAAGUUAAGGGAAAGGCAAAGUCCCGUUCCAACCGCGCCGGACUGCAGUUCCCAGUCGGUCGUAUCCACCGUCUGCUCAGGAAGGGCAACUACGCCGAGCGCGUUGGUGCCGGUGCCCCAGUGUACUUGGCUGCCGUGAUGGAAUAUCUGGCUGCUGAAGUACUCGAGUUGGCAGGAAAUGCCGCUCGUGACAACAAGAAGACCAGAAUCAUACGUCAUCUGCAGUUGGCCAUCCGCAACGACGAAGAGUUGAACAAACUGCUGUCCGGUGUCACCAUCGCCCAGGGUGGUGUUUUGCCCAACAUCCAGGCUGUUCUGCUGCCCAAGAAGACCGAGAAGAAGGCAUAAGCUGCUUCUCCGUGUGCCCGCACCCAAAACCCAAAAACCGUCCUUUUCAGGACGAC